Molecule: messenger RNA, 4548 nt
Organism: Micropterus dolomieu (smallmouth bass)
Lineage: Eukaryota; Metazoa; Chordata; Actinopteri; Centrarchiformes; Centrarchidae
Gene: fmnl1b
Product: formin-like 1b
Exons: 26
Coding region: 714-3944 (1076 amino acids)
Biological process (GO): cell migration; regulation of cell shape; cortical actin cytoskeleton organization
Cellular component (GO): cytosol
Molecular function (GO): actin filament binding; small GTPase binding
Source: RefSeq, a predicted model, not a curated record
GACAGAGCGGCUGCCUGCUGGAUCUCUGCCUUUCCCUCUUUUCCUCGCUUUCCUCUAGAAAUGGAGAUCAAAGGCCCAGAGACUCCCAGAAUCCAACAGCAGAUGGAGGGCUUCCAUAGACUACCUGCAAGCCCAACUAAGUCUCAUUACCUGGGAGCACUGCAGCUUUUGGAGUAGUUUCCUCCAGAGUUUUCGCCUCACCUGUCCAGAGGGAAACACAGAAGUGAAACCUUUCUUUUGUUAUUCUUCUUGUAUUAAUUUUUUCUUCUUACUGCAGCCUCCUCCUGUGUGCAGAGCUACAGGCUCCGAACUCUUUCCUCCUCCCCUUUUCUCUUUCACUCGCUCAGCUGUCACUCUGCCUUGCACUCUCAAGAUAUCCCCUUCCCUCUUUCUAGGGUUUCAUAGUGCAUCAGGAUCUUAUUGAGAGGCAGGGGUGGAUUUAAUCCCGCUGCUUUUCGCCGUGUUUAAGAAUAUGGACGUGUUAUGAGUGCUACUUCAGCAUGAACAGACUGGGGUCAUGGAAAUAACAAAAGGUCACAGGCCAGUGCCUCACAGAGCCUCUCACUUAGCUUUGAAUAACUAGAUACAGAAUACUUUUUCAAUUCUUGACCUUUUUAGCACUGUUUUUAGCUAAGGCAGAUUUCCCGGAGCAGUUUUUUUUUUUUUUUUUUUUUUUUGCAUGUGUAUUUCUUGGAUCUAUCAGAUAUCCAAUCAUGGGGAAUGCAGCAGGAAGCAUGGAGGUACCCCAGGGGAAGGAGAGCAGGACGGUGUCUGCCCCUCCAGGCUCCACAGGCUCCCAGAAACGAACUGUGGGGCUGAAACUCCCGAUGCCACCUGAAGAAGAGCUGGAGCAACGCUUCAGUGCAGUGCUGAACACGAUGAACCUUCCUCCAGACAAGGUGAAGAUCCUCAGUCAGUAUGACAACGAGAAGAAGUGGGACCUGAUCUGUGACCAGGAGCGGUUUCAAGUGAAGAAUCCACCAUCCGCUUAUUUAGAGAAGCUGAAGAGUUAUCUGGAUCACGGAGGAGUCAGUCGAAAGUUUAAGAGACGUGUCCAGGAAUCCACUCAGAUCCUGAGAGAGUUGGAGAUUUCCCUGAGGACCAAUUAUAUUGGCUGGGCUCAGGAGUUUCUAAACGAGGCGAACCAAGGCUUAGACGUUCUCGUGGACUAUCUGUCCUUUGCCCAUAGUGCUGUCACGUAUGAUGCGGACACUCUGGACAAUGGCACGCUGCCCGCAGAUAAAUGCAAAACCACGGACAAGGCGGUGGAAAAUCAGAGCAGAAGUGCCAGCAACUCGCCUUCUCACAGUGCCUCGAAGGCCAACAAGGGCUUCACAGUAAGGAAAGCCCUGAGGAACUCCCGAGCUGUGAGCCAGACGGAUGACGUUCAUCUGUGCAUCAUGUGUUUACGUGCCAUCAUGAACUAUCAGACUGGAUUCAACCUGGUGAUGAAGCAUCCCUGCUGUGUCAACGAGAUCACGCUCAGCCUCAACAACAGAAACCCAAGGACCAAGGCGCUGGUGCUGGAGCUGCUGGCGGCCGUGUGUUUGGUGAGAGGAGGCCAUGACAUCAUCCUCUCCGCCUUCGACAACUUCAAAGAGGUGUGUGGCGAGAGAAGUCGAUUUGAAAAGCUCAUGGAGUAUUUCCAAAAUGAAGACAGCAACAUCGACUUCAUGGUGGCCUGUAUGCAGUUCAUCAACAUCGUGGUGCACUCGGUGGAAAACAUGAACUUCAGAGUCUUCCUCCAGUAUGAGUUCACUCAUCACGGGCUGGAUGACUACCUUGAGAAGUUGAAGUUCACAGAGAGCGACAGACUGCUGGUGCAGAUCCAGGCCUAUCUGGACAAUGUGUUUGAUGUGGGCGCUCUGCUGGAGGACGCGGAGACCAAGAACGCUCUGCUGGAACACAUGGAGGAACUGCAGGAGCACAACUCACAGCUGAGCACCCAGCUUCAGGAGAGCGAGAGGGAGGCCAUGGAGAAAAUCUCAGAAUUGGAGAAGCAGCUCAUUCAGACCACAAAAGAAGUGGAGCUCCUAAAGGAGAGUCUACGUGAGUCCUGCUCCCAGGUGACUCUUCUGCAGCAGCGAGAACGAGAGAGAGAGCUGGAACGUGAGCGAGAGAGAGAGCGAGAGAGAGACAAGGACCGAUGCACCCAGGCCCUGAGGGAGCUGGAGGUCAAAGUUCAGGCUCUGGUGGAGCAGGGGCUGAUCCGAAUGGAGCGCUCCUCCUCUGGACACCUGGAGGUUCAGGUGGUCCCCGUCAUCCAGCACGUGAUACAGACGGCUAAAGAAGCAGAUUCAGGUAAUGACCACAAGGCCCCUCCCCCCUCCACAGACCCUCAGCCUCACCUCUCUGAGGGUCCUCAGCAGGCGGCGACAGUGCAAGCUCUUCCUCCACCACCUCCAGGCUCAACUAGAACCCCCCCUGUUCCUCCUCCUCCUCCACCAGCGGCUCCACCGCCCCUGCUGCCUCCUGGAGGUGGUACGACCCAGCCAUCAGGGGACGGGACUGAAGGGAGCUCAGGCUGUAAAAAAAAGAAGGCCAUUCAAACAAAGUACCGCAUGCCGCUGUUAAACUGGCAGGCGCUAAAAUCCAACCAGGUGGCAGGAACCAUCUUUAACGAGCUGGACGAUGAGCAAGUCUUGGAGGAGCUGAACAUGGCUGCUUUUGAGGAGCAGUUCAAGACCAAGGCCCAGUCCACUCCUGUAGAGCUGGGGACCCUCAAGAUGAAACUGGCCCACAAGACUCCCAGUAAAGUGUCUCUAAUGGAGCCCAACAGGGCCAAAAACCUGGCUAUCACCCUGCGCAAGGAGGGAAUGGCUGCAUCUGACAUCUGCUGUGCAAUAGAGACGUAUAACCAGAGAGCGCUGAGCCUGGACUUUCUCGAGCUCCUGGAGCGUUUCAUCCCCACAGAGUAUGAAAUGAAGCUCAUCCACAACUACGAGUGUGAGGGCAGGCCCCUGGACGAGCUCAGCGAGGAGGACCGCUUCAUGGUGCGCUUCAGCAAGAUCCCGCGGCUUCCCCAGCGGAUCAGCACUCUCACCUUCAUGGGCAAUUUCCCCGAGAGUGUCCAGCUAAUACAGCCACAACUUAAUGCCCUCAUUGCUGCCUCGAUGUCGAUCAAAUCUUCGAGCAAGCUGAAGAAAAUCCUUGAGAUCAUCUUAGCAUUUGGAAACUACAUGAACAGCAGCAAACGAGAUGCAGCGUACGGCUUCCGCCUGCAGAGUUUAGAUUUGCUGUUAGACACCAAAUCUACAGACCGCAAGCAGACGUUGCUGCACUUCAUCGUCAGCAUCGUCCAGGAGAAAUACAGCGACGUCCAGGCCUUCUACACCGAGCUGCACUUCCUGGACAAGGCGGCGUUGGUUUCUGUUGACAGCAUCCUGCAGGACCUGCGAGCUCUGGAGAGAGGCAUGGAGGUGACCAGGAGGGAGUUCUCUGUCGAAAAAGACAAUCCUGUGCUGCAGGCGUUUCUCAGCAGCAACACCGAGCUGCUCCACUCGCUUAUAGCUGAUGGAAAAACUGCCCAGGAUGCGUAUGACUCCGCUGUGGAGUACUUUGGAGAGAACUCUAAAGCCACGCCGCCCUCCGUGUUCUUCCCGGUUUUUGUCAGGUUCAUCAAAGCGUACAAGCAAGCUGAGCAGGAGAACGAGCAGAGGAAGAAACAACACGUCCUGAACUGUGAAGCCCCAUCAACGCCACCUAAACCUGAAGUCACGGGGAACAAGGUUUCUGUGACGUCCAAACUGCCACAGAUGGAUCUAAUAGCCGAGCUGAAGAAGAGGCAGGUGUCUCCUCUGGUGAGGGAGGGGAAGGACGGAGCCAUCGAGGACAUCAUCACAGAUUUAAGGAAUCAGCCGUACAGACGGACAGACGGCGGCCGACGCAGCGCCAAGUGGAAACCAGGACAACAGCUCCACGUGUGCUCAGACAUCUCCCUCUGAAAAACAAAAAAACACACUACAGACCAGACUGAAUGCUAAAAAAGCACAAAAGAUCAGACAUUUAAGUCCCUGCGGCAACGAUCCUGCUCUCUCAUGCAUGCUUAAGAAUGCAGAGGUGAAAAUGCACGUUUCCAAGAGAACAAACAACAGAACAAACUCUUUCUGUGACAGUGAGGCACCUUUUCUGAAUAAAAUAUAAACUGAUUGUCGAAAUGUUCUCUGAUUUUAAUAAUCAAAUGUUAGCGGCACAUGACGCUAAUGAUGCUGGAUGUCUCAUGAGGUCAUUAAGACAAUUACACAGAAGAAUGAGCCAUUUAGGUAAAAGUGACUGUUCAAACGGCAUUAAGGAGAAACCUAGAGAGACGGCACACUCAUAAAUCCUUUUGAUGAUAAUCUUAAAAAUGCUCAAAGACAUGAUUUUUUUUAAUUGGUUUUAUUUGAAAUAGAUGACCACUGUCCAGCUUUCUGUCCUCUACUACGUCUCACAAAUUUAGGCUGAAGAUUUGUAAUAUAUUUAAAUUAUUUUUAAUAUCGUAGUGUAAGAAUGAGAAACUUCUACUUUGCUUCCGCAUUCCAACAAAUAAAUAAAACAUUUUAUACCGUU